AUGGAGUAAAAAUGCACAGUUUAGAAUCAGAAUUCAUAUCUAAGAUCUAAAUAAGGUGAAUUUGUUGUAUUUAAUUCCUUAUGUCUCAGGAAGAUAUGUGAUAUUGCUACAACAAAAGAAAUUAUAAUACUGAUGCAGAAUGUUCAAAAUAUUAGUAAUAAUGUGCUGUUGUCAAGAUAGGAGAAUGCCGAUCCAGAACUAUGUGCUCAGGCUACUUUUCUGAACUGGAUGUGCAUUCAAUAGAAAUUGUGGAUAAUUCUUCUGGAAUCCAACUCUUAAGAAUUAUGUUGA
This is a messenger RNA of Paramecium pentaurelia, 291 nucleotides long. The record is from the annotation of a GenBank genome assembly. NCBI's taxonomy places the organism in Eukaryota, Ciliophora, Oligohymenophorea, Peniculida, Parameciidae.